AUGCUUGGGAAUAAAUCUUUCACGAUCAAUGGGGCCGCCUGCGGAGCUGAGGCUCUGGUUUUGGCCCUCAUCACCUCUCUUGGAGGUUUUCUGUUUGGCUACGAUACUGGACAAAUCUCAGCUAUGCUCUUGUUCGACGACUAUGUCGAUCGCUUCGCUCAAACAAAAGAGGACGGAACCAAAUACUGGGUACCUGCUAUUCAGGGAAUCCUCGUUUCUCUCAUGAGCAUCGGGUGCCUUAUCGGCGCCUUGUCGGGUUCUUACACUGCCGAUUGGUACGGUCGCAGAAAGAGUCUCAGUAUUUUCGUGGUCAUUUUUAUCCUCGGCAAUGUCAUCCAAAUCACAGCUAUGUACUCAUGGGUCCAUAUGAUGAUAGGCCGUCUCGUCGCCGGUCUUGGUGUCGGCGCCCUUUCAAUCGGCGUGCCUAUGUUCCAAAGCGAGUGUGCUCCGCGGGAGAUACGAGGCGCCGUCGUUUCAUCAUACCAGCUUAUGAUCUGCUUCGGCAUCCUCAUCUCGAACAUUGUCAACUAUGGCGUGCGGGAGAUUCAAGAGAGCGAUAUCUCAUGGCGUAUCGUCAUUGCCAUCGAGAUGGCCUGUUCGAUUCCCCUCGGUCUUGGCGUUCUUGCUUCUCCCGAAUCGCCUAGGUGGCUUGCCAUGAAAGAGGAUUGGGAAGGUGUGCGACUUUCUCUUGGUCGACUGAGGGGAAUGGUGGACGAUUUGAAGAACCCUCUGAUUGAAGACAACGUUCAGGAAAUGAGAGCACUCCUGGAAGAGGAACGCAAGGUCGGCCAGGGCAGCUGGCUGGAGUGUUUUGCUGUCAAAAACACAGCACCAAAGGUUCUCUACAGAACACUUCUCGGCAUGUCCAUUCAAUUCUUCCAGCAAUGGACCGGCGCAAACUACUUCUUUUACUACGGCGCAACAAUCUUCGAGUCCGCUGGCAUCGACGACCCAAUUCUGGUCCAGCUAAUCCUCGGAGCCAUUAACGUCGGCAUGACCUUUUUCGGGAUCUACUCUGCAGAAAAGUUCGGUCGACGCUGGCCUCUGAUCAUCGGAGGCUUGUGGCAAACAGCCUGGCUCCUCAUAUUUGCCUCGGUUGGAACAGCCAUAGACCCCGAAGACAGCAGCUCCAGCGGAAUUGUCAUGAUUGUAUCUGCUUGCAUGUUUAUUGCUUCUUUCGCUGUCAGUUGGGGUCCUCUUGGUUGGGUUGUUGUCGGAGAAGUGUUUCCUCUUCGAACUCGUGCCAAGCAGGCUGCGCUGGCUACUGCAAGCAACUGGCUUGCAAAUUUCCUCAUCAGCUUUCUAACCCCGUUUGCUGACGCCGGUAUAUCCUAUGCUUUUGGCUAUGUCUUCGCUGGGAUGAACCUGAUCGGCACCUUGAUCACUUAUUUCUUCCUCUACGAGUCAAAGACCCUUAGUCUUGAGCAUAUUGACAUGAUGUACUGUCUCCCUGAUCUGAAGCCCUGGGACAGUGCAAAGUGGGCUCCUCCAGGCUACGUAAGUCGCGAGAAGAAGGAUGAAUCUUAUAUGGAGGAGAUGGCUGUCGGUAAGGAGACUGAAAAUGUUGUUCAUAGCGAUAGCGGUGUGGAGUAA
Molecule: messenger RNA, 1593 nt
Organism: Fusarium sp. VM40
Lineage: Eukaryota; Fungi; Ascomycota; Sordariomycetes; Hypocreales; Nectriaceae
Source: the annotation of a GenBank genome assembly